UGAAUCGCGGUCUGUGAGACACGGAAUGCCGCGAUUUUCGACCGUCCUCACGUCGCACGUAGAUUAGUUGUUUUGUUCGCUGGUUUCUAUGGAUUAUGACGCUGUGGCCAAUAAUGUAAUUAUGAACCAGUUGUGUAAGGUAUGCGGAGAACCCGCAGCCGGCUUCCAUUUUGGUGCCUUCACGUGCGAAGGAUGCAAGUCCUUCUUCGGCCGCACCUACAACAACAUCAGCUCCAUCUCCGAGUGCAAGAACAACGGUGAGUGCGUCAUCAACAAGAAGAACCGUACGGCCUGCAAAGCGUGCCGCCUCCGAAAAUGCCUCCUGGUGGGCAUGUCCAAGAGCGGUUCCCGCUACGGCCGUCGCUCGAACUGGUUCAAGAUCCACUGCCUCCUCCAGGAACAGCAGCAGGCGGGCGCCAACAUAGCGGCGGCGGCUAACCUCCUCCGUCCCCACCCCUACCUGACGCCGCUCUUCCGCAACCCCCCCACCACCAUCCCCACGGCCGUUCGAGACGCGAGGUCGUCCGAAUCCGACAGCGGAGCCUCCUCGGCCGAUCCCGACGACGAGAUGCGGUCGACGAGCGCGCUGAGCUACUUGAAAACAGCGUCGCCAUCUAGCGAGCGCGACUACUACUCGAACAACUCGAUAAAGAAGCUGCCGUCGCCCGCCAGUGACUCUGAGUAUUUCUCGAGGCGGAAGUUGGUCAGUGCGUUGAACCACGCGCCUUCCGUGUCUCCCGCGUCUUUACCGUCCGUUUCGCCCGGUGGAGUAGUUCCUAAGUGGUUGCCGCCCCUGCAGGGCAUCGGGGAUCCUUCAGCGUGGAGGGAGCUGUGGUUGAGGGCGCCCCCUCCUGUGGCGGCUCCUGCUCCCGACCAGGACCAGCCGAUCGAUCUCUCGGUUAAGCCGCAGAGUGAAAGAACGCCCCCUAGGAGGGACUCCGAUAGUGACCACGAACUUAGUAUAGACGUGGGGGUUGACGAACCUGUGAAAUCAGUGCCUUUAGAUUUGACUUUGGACAGGCAGGUAGCCGACGUUACUAACUGA
Messenger RNA from Anoplophora glabripennis (Asian longhorned beetle), 1045 nucleotides. It is a transcript of the gene Eg, whose product is annotated as zygotic gap protein knirps-like. Gene Ontology annotation, biological process: regulation of DNA-templated transcription. The record is from RefSeq and is a predicted model, not a curated record. Gene Ontology annotation, molecular function: DNA-binding transcription factor activity; zinc ion binding; sequence-specific DNA binding. Bases 89 to 1045 code for a protein of 318 amino acids. The transcript is spliced from 3 exons. Lineage: Eukaryota; Metazoa; Arthropoda; Insecta; Coleoptera; Cerambycidae.